Molecule: messenger RNA, 1161 nt
Organism: Colletotrichum lupini
Lineage: Eukaryota; Fungi; Ascomycota; Sordariomycetes; Glomerellales; Glomerellaceae
Exons: 4
Coding region: 1-1161 (386 amino acids)
Source: RefSeq, a predicted model, not a curated record
AUGGUCUCGGCCCAUCCAUCAAACGGCAAGUGUCUAGCAGUCAGCUCAUGGAGCUCAGCUUCUCCGGAUGCGGCAUCACCUCUACUGAAGAUCUUCCUAAUUCUGUUUUAUCCCACCAUGUCUACGCUAAAUCUUUUCCAGCAGAUCCAUCUGCAAUCUUUGACUGCCAACCUAGCAGGCUCCAUCGUGGGCCCCGAAUCUGUUCUCCAGGAGGCUAUGAACAUCGCAGCCAAGCGCAUGGUCAAGAAGCACCUGAGCCAGUACGGGUGGGAUAUCACCUGGGGUCCCCGAGUAUGGAAGUCGGAGACCUCGAAAUGGUAUGAAGGCUUGAAUAACUGCUGGAUGGUGAUGAAGGCGCCCAACGUCGAGUAUCCUGACGGAACCAGGUUCGACACAUACGUCGUGGCGAUUGCUGGUACCACUGUAUUUUCGACUGAAGAUUGGGAAUUCGAGGAUUUUGGAGUCGAUAAGGUGGUAGACUUCAACGCCUAUACCAAAAACUUUACAACCGGCUCCGCAGAUAAGCCUGUCGGGGUCCAGAAUCCUCCUUUCCGCGACAUUCCCUACGGUGCCUGGGGAACGACCUUCGAGUUCCGCGUCAUCUUCACCGGCCACAGCCUCGGGGGAGCCCUUUCGCCCUACCUGUCCCUGGCAACCAAGGCAAACAAUCUGGUCCCGGGCGUGGCUGAUAUUGCGGGUGACAUCCUCGCUCUUCCUUCCGCGGGAGCCACACCAGGCGAACAGCUUUUUAGCGAUGCCUACUCCAAGCUAUCGAAAGGAAAGUUUCUUACAAAAAUUCAAGGCCUCGUACAGAAGUCAAAAGAUCGCGCCAAGUCGUCCGGCUUCACAUACAUCCCGAUCGAAGGCAGCCCUUUCAACGGUACCCCUCCAGCCGAGACCCCCACAAAUUUCCUCUCCUUCAUGUCCGAGGCCGUCUUGCAGCAUACCAAGGCUUACCAUAAUGCGGUCAACGUCAGUGACGAGUUAGUUGAUCUUUAUAAGGCCAUCAUCAGCGCGCCUGGGGUGAAGAAGAAGUCUGCCAGAAUCUUGGCUAAGGAGAUGCCGGUGCUCUGUAAUGUUGAUGAUAGCGAAUGGGAUGAUAACAGCGAUGAUAAAUAUCCAUUUGAUUGCAUUCUCACUGGAGAACGGGUUCCGAGAUAG